GGAACCGAAACCAAUAAUGACAACAAUGCAAAGUCAAAAAAAUUACCCCACGUUGAUGCCACCUUUUUUUCAAUUCCAAGCAAACAUUACACACACUUACACCUUUUUCCACACACUAUUUGUCUCUCCCUUUCUUCCUCUCUCCCUCCCUCCAUCUUCACUCUCUCCAAAAGCAAUGCAAAAACUCCAAAAAAGCACUUAAAAGCAAAAGCAAUAGAGAGAGUGGUAGCUAGCCUGCUGGGGUAUUCAUACAGUACACAACACUACACUACAAAUUAUUAUUAUUCUUCAUCUUAAUCAAAAUGACUUCAAGAUUAACCCAGAAUACCAUCAAUGGUACUCACCAUCAUCCUCACCCUCACCCACAGUAUUACUCUCAUCAUUCUUCAUCAUCUUCAUCCAAAGCUUCAUUUAAAGGCUGCUGUUGUUGCCUUUUUCUACUUUUUUCCUUCUUACUUCUCCUCAUUCUAGCUGUUAUACUCGUUAUAGUACUCGCUGUUAAGCCCAAAAAACCCCAGUUCGAUCUUCAACAAGUGGGUGUUCAGUACGUCGGUAUUACACCUAACCCAGCUACGAUUGCCACUUCUUCCGCUUCCGUAUCACUCAAUAUUCGUAUGGUUUUCACUGCUUUCAAUGAUAAUAAGGUCGGGAUCAAGUACGGUGAGUCCCGAUUUACGAUCAUGUACCGCGGGAUUCCGUUGGGUCGGGGCACCGUACCCGGGUUCUAUCAACCAGCUCAUAGUGUUAAACGGGUCGAAACCACCAUUGUUGUGGAUCGGGUUAACUUGCUCCAAGCUGAUGCUGCGGAUUUGAUUAGGGAUGCUGCGUUGAAUGACCGGGUCGAGUUACGGGUAUUGGGUGAUGUCGGGGCGAAGAUUCGGAUCCUUGGGUUUACUUCACCCGGUGUGGAGGUAUCAGUGGAUUGCGCGAUAGUGAUCAGCCCAAGGAAACAGGCUCUAACAUACAAGCAAUGUGGAUUCGAUGGUCUAAGCGUAUGACAUUCUUAAUCCACAAGUAAUUACUCAUGGUUUAAAAAUGAAAGAAAAAUGCAAAUUGGAAAAGCAGCAAUUUGGAAACUUAUUUUAGGAAAAAGAAGAUAAAGCAAGAUUCUAUUGAGCCAACUAAUUGUAGUGAAAAAAAGGGCAUUAAUUUGUUAACUGAAUUUUCUUCUUUAUUGGGAAAAGUUUUGUUCAAGGUUGUAAAGUUAUGAACUGAUUGUAUUUUUCCAUAUUAUAUAUAUUUUGUUAUGCCA
Molecule: messenger RNA, 1252 nt
Organism: Capsicum annuum
Lineage: Eukaryota; Viridiplantae; Streptophyta; Magnoliopsida; Solanales; Solanaceae
Exons: 2
Coding region: 303-998 (231 amino acids)
Cellular component (GO): plasma membrane
Source: RefSeq, a predicted model, not a curated record